AUGAGGAGAAAGAUCAGGAUCGAGUACAUCACCGACAAGAGCAGGCGGCAUAUCACGUUUAGCAAGCGGAAAGCUGGGAUCAUGAAAAAGGCGUACGAGCUAUCGACACUUACCGGGACCCAGGUUCUGCUCCUCGUCGUCAGCGAGACCGGACUUGUCUAUACCUUCACGACGGCCAAGCUGCAACCGCUCGUGACACAGUCGGAAGGGAAAAAUCUGAUCCAGGUAGGUCUCGGCGUGUUCGCAACUUGUUGCUGA
Molecule: messenger RNA, 258 nt
Organism: Filobasidium floriforme
Lineage: Eukaryota; Fungi; Basidiomycota; Tremellomycetes; Filobasidiales; Filobasidiaceae
Product: SRF-type transcription factor (DNA-binding and dimerization domain)-domain-containing protein
Exons: 2
Coding region: 1-258 (85 amino acids)
Biological process (GO): positive regulation of transcription by RNA polymerase II
Molecular function (GO): DNA-binding transcription factor activity, RNA polymerase II-specific; protein dimerization activity; RNA polymerase II cis-regulatory region sequence-specific DNA binding
Source: RefSeq, a predicted model, not a curated record